CAACCAAUUUGGGACACCCUGUAAAUAAUGUAUUUAUACGAUGUAUGUAUGUAAGAAUUUAUUUUAUUGUUAUCUUAUAUUUAAAAUAGCUCAAAACCAAAAGCCAAAAUGCAAAUUUACUUAAAAUUUAGCAAAUCUUAAGACAAAUGUCAUUCACAUGUAAUAGGAUUUAUGCUAGUCAUUUUUUUUGGUUUACAAUCAGUUAAUUUGGCAUGAAUGAACCGUUAGUCUUUUAUUUUUGGACUUAAGUAACAAAGUCAAAAUGGAUCGCGAAAUCAAGGAAAAAAGAAAAAGGAAUCAUAGAGACAGGGCUAAUUUUUUAUCCAAGUACACAUUCGCAUUUACUUUAGGCCUUUUCAAGAAAGCCUUAAAAAAAGAUUUAGAUGACGUAAAUUUAUACGAGGUAGCAGAAAGUUGCGAAGCAAAUAAAUUAGGUGACAGACUCGAAGAAGAAUGGAUUAAACAGCGCAAACACAACAAAAACGCAUCUAUUUAUAAUCUGCUAUGGGCAAGGUUUGGUGUACAAUACCUUUUGUUGGGACUGCCCUAUUUUGCUUUCACAAUGUUUCACAGUAUUAUGGAACCUGAAGCCAUGUCGGCAUUCAUUUCAUACUUCUCCAGCUCAACUGAAAACCAAACGACAAAAUCCGAAGCAAUAAAAACGUCUUUUUGUUCGUUGAUAUACCGGAAAGCACUUAAAUUGAGUCCGGCAAGUUAUUUAGAUAUUAGUCUGGGAAAUAUUGUUACUUUGGUUACUAAAGAUGUACAGACGUUUGAGUCCUCAAUUUGGCUCCCGAAUGAGAUGUGUGUUGCUUUUAUACAAACUAUCAUGGUGUGCUUUCUAAUCUAUCUUAAAAUGGGGGUGACUUCAUUAAUAGGACUGGGGGUGUUUUUUGUUGGAUUGCCUCUACAAAUUUAUUGUGGUAAAGUUGUGGGUAGAAUGAGGCUAAAGGUAAACAAAAAUACCGAUACAAGAUUACAAACAACCCAAGAAGUUCUUUCCGCUAUAAAAACUAUAAAAUUGUAUGUUUGGGAGAAGUUUUUUGAAGCCAAGAUUUCAAAAGCAAGAAAGAAAGAAGUAACCAAUAUUCUCAAAAUCUUUUACUUAAGAAACUUUAUAAUAAUGACGGGUGUAAUAACUUCAAGAUUAGGUUUUUAUACCUUAAUCAUGGUAUAUAUUUAUAUGGGUAACAUAGCCAGCCCUGAGUUGAUUUUCUACGUUUUUAGGCAAUUCCUUACAAUAAGCCAUUCAGUCGGUGUUGAUAUACCUGCAGGUCUGACUCAAUAUGCUGAGUUUAGAGCAGCUCUAUUGAGGAUAAACAGAAUUUUAGUAGCGGAAGAAUUAAAAGAAACUACUGAUCAGGAUGAAAUUGGCAACAUUGAAAACCCCAAAAUCGAUCUCAGACACGUUUCCGUCCAUAUUAAAGAUUGCGAAGCAAUAAAAAAUGUAACACUCACCAUUGAACCAGGUUUAACUGUCAUCACAGGCAGUUUGGGGUGUGGAAAAAGUUCACUGCUUAAAACCAUAUUACAAGAUUACCCAAAAACUAAAGGAGAUGUCACCGUAAACGGAAGAAUUUCUUAUGCUCCCCAAGAUCCUUGGUUAUUUCCUGCUACCAUUAAACAAAAUAUUCUAUUUGGACAAGAUUAUGAUAUGGAAAGAUACAAUGAAGUUGUCAAGGUGUGUGCUCUAGAGUUAGACUUUGCUCUAUUAGAACAAAGAGAUGAAACAAUUGUAGCAGACAGAGGCUUAAAUUUAAGUAAAGGUCAGCAAGCCAGAAUAAAUUUAGCUAGGGCCGUCUAUAAAGACAGUGAAAUUUAUCUUCUUGACGACAGCCUAACAGCAUUGGAUCCCCAUGUACAAAAGUACAUAUUUAGGCAAUGUAUUCAAGGUUACUUGAAGAAAAAGGAAUGCAUUUGUGUGUUGGUGACGCACAAUCCCAAACAUAUAGAAGCAUCGAAUAAAUUGAUUGUUCUUCAAAAUGGAUCUAUUAAAUUAUGCGGAGAAAGCAAGGAUGUAAUAAAAGAAGAAAUACUCAAAACCAUAGAGAAAUCCUUUGAAACUCCUCAAGCAGUAGAACCACUGAUUGAGAAACCUAUAACUGAAAAAACCAAGUUGUUAGAAGUUAAUGGACCCUUUAAGAAAAAUGUUUUCUACGAGAAAAAAAAGCAGGGCGGAAUCAAUUUGCAAGUUUACAACAAAUACACACAAUUUGGUGGUGGUAUGUUGAUAUUUAUUGGUAUUUUGUGUAUCUUUACUGGAUCCCAAUUUAUUGAGAGUUAUGCCUCCAAAAUGCUUAGUAAAUGGGUUGAUUUGCAACAGAACAUGAUCACAUUUAGGAUAACCAAUACCACAAAUAGCACAGCUUACCUAAAAACUAAAGAGAUAAAUGAUUGGACUCUAAACGUUUAUUCCAUAAGCAUAAUUUCAUCAACAGGGUUGCAAAUUACGAAGUUUUUCAUCUUUCUACUUUUUGCCACCAGGGCAUCGUUCAGAAUACACAAAAAAAUGAUAUCCAGCAUUGUUGGAUCCACAAUGUCUUUCUUUGACUCCUAUUUCAUCGGAAACAUAUUGAACAGAUUCUCGCAGGAUAUGAAUGUAGUCGAUGAAGAUAUGCCAUAUGUUUUCGCACAUUUCAUAAGGAUUUUGUUUAAAAUCGCCGGUCAUGUCUAUAUAAUAACUUCAGUAAGCUUGAAGUUUGCUAUUAUGGAAACAGUUUUAUUUGUCAUAAUGGUUACUUUAAGAUUUAUUUAUAUUCCAGCAGGAAGAAGUCUAAGAAGAUUAGAAGCCGCAAGCCGCAGUCCAAUGAUUGGUCACUUAAAUUCAUCUCUGGAGGGUAUAACGACCAUUAGAGCUUACAAAGCCCAACAUAUACUGAAAGUUGAAUUCGAUAGGCAUCAAGAUAUGUACACAUCUGCACACUAUGUAUCAUUUUGCAUGAAAAAAGGUUUCGCCUUUGCUACGGAGGCGUUUGCAAAAAUGUUCUACAUCUUUGUCAUUGCAAAAUUUUUGUAUUUUGAUAACGAUACAUCCGCUGGAAACGUCGGCCUUGGAAUUACAGAGUGUAUGACUCUAUCAUUUUCAGUGCAAAUUGCUUUGGCAUAUUGGUCUGAGCUGGAAAAUAUGAUGACCUCAGUCGAAAGACUUCUAGAGUAUACAGACCUACCCAAAGAAUAUAAAGUUGGACAAAUCAUUGCAAAUUGGCCUACUGAUGCUUCCAUUAGUUUCGAAAAAGUAUCACUUACCUACCCCAAUGCCAAUAAGGCGGUGUUAAGAAAUAUCAACUUUAGUUUAGCGCCUAGAUCUAAAGUUGGUAUUGUUGGUCGUACUGGUGCUGGUAAAUCCACCAUAAUCGCUACCUUAUUCAGACUUUACAACUUCGAAGGCAAAAUUAUUAUUGAUGGUGUCGAUACCAAGACUUUAUCACUCGACUUCCUUAGAGAUCAUAUAUCUAUCAUUUCUCAGGAUCCCGUACUGUUUUCCGGAACUAUUAGAGAAAAUAUGGAUCCAAAAAAUAGAUACAGCGAUGAGGAAAUUUGGAAAGCUUUGGAAAGUGUUUAUAUGAGGGAUGCCAUAACUGAUUUGGCAUUGAGGGUUAACGAAAAUGAUUCCAGUUUUAGUACAGGUCAAAGACAGUUAAUCUGCAUUGCACGAGCCAUACUAAGGAAAAACAAAAUCGUGGUUUUGGAUGAAGCCACUGCCAAUAUGGACCCAGAAACGGAAAACUUGAUACAAAAUACGAUAGAGCAGAAUUUCAACUACUGCGCCGUUUUCAUCAUCGCUCACAGACUGCAGUCUGUGAUGAAUUGUGAUAGAGUCAUUGUAUUGGAUAGAGGGGAGAUAAUCGAAUUCGACGACCCCACCAUUCUGCUUAAAAAGAAAGAGGGUCAAUUUUACAACAUGGUCAAGGAAAUCGGCUUGCUGGAUUCUUUGGAAUAACUACGUCACAAUGCACGGUGCUGUUCUGAGAGGUGAUUUUUGGACUUUCUGUGAAACCUAUUUUUUUUUAUAUUCUUGUUAAUUAGGUCAUAACUAAAAUUUUAAGAGCAAAAUAAAAAAAAUUUGACGGUUUGAAUUGUUUUAAUUGGCUGUUUAUUAAAAAUAUUAUGCAAUCUUUCAAUUAUCCAAUUAA
Messenger RNA from Brassicogethes aeneus, 4133 nucleotides. NCBI's taxonomy places the organism in Eukaryota, Metazoa, Arthropoda, Insecta, Coleoptera, Nitidulidae. The record is from the annotation of a GenBank genome assembly.